Tilletiaria anomala UBC 951 is the source of this 3163-nucleotide messenger RNA. RefSeq lists its product as uncharacterized. Gene Ontology annotation, cellular component: nucleus; CAF-1 complex. The transcript has 9 exons. Lineage: Eukaryota; Fungi; Basidiomycota; Exobasidiomycetes; Georgefischeriales; Tilletiariaceae. Gene Ontology annotation, biological process: nucleosome assembly. The record is from RefSeq and is a predicted model, not a curated record. Bases 200 to 3070 code for a protein of 956 amino acids.
AUGUGGGGUCUUGUUUGAUGUCCUCAUCAGGGCGUGCGAGCAGGACGAGCAGAUGGGCUUCAGCUUUGUUGGGCUCCUCGAACAUCACGGUAGCAAGUGGGCUGCAUUUCCGGCACGCAGGAAGGGCAGCCAUCCCCGCCAGGCGCGACGCUCUCCUUCACCCGUGUCAGCGCCGGCGCCACGUCGCGUCGAGGUCAACAUGACUGGCGUCAUGGCAGAAAGCGACUUGAACAAGCUUUCGCAGCAGCCGAAAACGAAGGGAGAUAGCAAAACGAAGAUGAAAAAGGCGAAAGCGAACACAGAUAGCAAUAAGAGAGCACUCUUUGUGGACAAUGAUGGUGAUGCGGACACAAAGGCCAACUCCAAGAGACCCAGGACAGCCACUGCAGGUUCGGCAGUGUCAGAAGGCAGCCUCGUCGCGUACGAGAAUGGCCGCCUCGUCAUGAAGCAGAAGGCCAUGCCAUGGGCCAUGUGUCACGAAACCUUGCAAGGUCUUCUUGACGCAUCGAUCAUGCUCGCCAACCAGCAAGUUCUGCAAAAAUGGCCAGAUUCACUCCUCUAUCUGGUGGGCCUUCUGGCGCAAGAUAGUGACCAGUCAAUCGUGCCGUUGUCCAAAUGUAUCCAAGAACGAGUAGCAUGUGGCCAGAUGCUCGACAAAUCUGCAGAUAAUGUGGAGGAGUACCUGCCCUGCUCCUGGAUACAGAACGCACUCAACAGGAUCGCUGAACGAGUCAACUACGGCCUUGAAUCGAAGGACAUUGUUGCUGUAUCUGACGCUUGGGGCACAAGCCCGAUCGUACCCGCUGCGUUGCAAAUCUGGUGCUGGGAGAUGAAGGACACCAGUAACUUACCGCCCGAGAUGCAACAAAGGCUGCAAGCGAGGCGGCAGGAGCGAUCGAAUGCUAAACAAGAAUCGCUUGCUGCCUUCUUGGCGCUCGAGCGUCGCGAUCAAGAUACCCUACUGUUAGGGAAGAAGCGCGCGGUGCUCAUCCAUGGCAUGCACACACCAACCAUAAAACGGCCACCGGCGAGCAGCGGUAGCAGCACUCACAACACUGAGAAGCUGAAGGCCACAGGCAAGCGGAAAAAUGAUACUAAAGCCAUCGAGGUCGCCUUGCUUGAGAGCAGUGAUGUGGAAGAUAUCGCACCAGCUGCAGUCACGCCGUUGAACAGCUGCGUCAGCGAAAGCACUGAGGUUCAAGGGAAUGUGAAAGCACAACAGCAGAAGGAGACAGAGCAAGCGAGGCAUGACGAUGAGCAAAGCUCGGCAUCCGAUGAUGAAAGUUCCGAUGCUGACAGUGAAGACUGUGAUGAUAGUGCACGGCCUAGCCCGAUCGGCAAGCCUCCGUCCGUGGCUGAGAAGGAGAAAGGAAAGAAGGGCAGCAAAGCGCAGAAGCUAAACUCGUCGUUGAAGCCGGCUGAUGGUGGGAAGGCCGAGGAGGGGCAGAAGCCAGAUGCAGAAUCCAAAGCCAAGGACAAAGAGGAGAGAGCUAUGCUGCGUGCGCAAAAGGAGCAGGAGAAGGAGGAAAAGGCGAAGCUGCGCGAGCAAAAGAGGUCCGAGCGCGAAACAGAGGACAAAGUCAAGGCAGAGAAGAAAGCCGAGCGCCAGGCGGCGAAAGCAGAGAAGCAGCGUCUGGAGGAUGAGAAGCAGGCCGAGAAGGAGAAGAAGGUGAAGGAGCAGGCAAGAGCCGCCAAUUUCUUCGCGUCGUUUCUCAAAAAACAGAAUCCGGAAGAUAAAGCUUCGGCCCCUAAGGCGCCAGAAACGCCCAAAACCGAUUUCGACAAGACGUUCCUACCGUGCAUCAUCAAGAAUCUCGCGCCCAUCAACAGGUUCAACAAUGAUCUCGGGCGAGAUAUUACCACCGAAGUCUGCUCGGGCGCGUAUGGGGGCACGCAACCGGGCGAGCUGCUGGCCGACUUCCGGUCCCGCUUGCCGCUCCCGCUUCGCCAGCGGCAGACGAAGGCGCCACUUAACGUGCGCCGAGGCUUCCAGCCCGACACGAGCGUUCGUGAGGUCAUGCACCUCGUCCGCGAGUCGGACGUGCUGGGUGAUGUCGCGGCUGAGAAGGCACGCAAAGGGCUAGCGAAGCUGCGGAGCCGCAGGAGGGUACCAAUCAAGUUGCUCCAGUUCCAUUCCGAUCGACGGCCCGGCUGGUACGGAACAUGGACAAGGUCCACGAAGAUCAUCGGCCCGCGCACGCCUUUCGGGCAGGACUCCGUGCAACUCGACUAUUCGUUGGACAGCGAUGCCGAGUGGGAGGACGAAGCUGGGAUCGAAGGCGAGGACCUGAUGGAGCUCGAAGAGGAAGAGGCAGAGAUGACCGGCUCUGACUCAGAUUCGGACAUGGAAGAUUGGCUCGACGACGACAUGGUGCUUGAGGAUCUGCCCGAGGACGAGGAGGAAGAUGACAACGAUGUCAUCUCCCUCGAGGAGCUCUGCCGCCCCGGCGGAGGAACAUCCAUCUCACCGUUAUGGGCACGUAAGGCCCCCAGCAAGCAGCUGGCAGGUGCCGCAGGCAGGGGGACGGUCGGGCCCAACAAGAAGAAGGGCAAGAAGAGGAGACAGCUCGGAAAGCGCUUCGAUUCAAAACUGAUUCCUUUCUCCGCUGGUCCGCACUGGGAGACGACACUCGGCACUGCGUCCUACUCAAGUUUCAAGCCGUACCAAAUUGAAUUUUUGAAUGAUGCAUAUCCCGGCCUCGACCCCUUCACAUUUGGCGCAGGCGUCAAAGAGACGGUCGUUGCGCGGCCUGAAGCGUCUGACUUUACAGCUCCCGCCGAAGUGGACAAGGUAACAACAGCGGCGCCGGGCGCGAAGAAACCUGUUGCUGCACCCAAAGCGCCAUUCCCCGAGACCCACACUGCGAACUUUGUGCGCGCAAUGCAGGGCACCAAGGAGCGCUAUCGGCUUAGCAAGAAUUUGCUCGUCGCCGAGCUGCACGAACACUUCGCGGAGAGUAUAGGCAAGUGGAUCACAAAGCGGGCUAUCGAGUUCAAGCUCGACGAGGUGGCCAUUAAGCCCAAAGGUAAAGCCUGGCAGGCCAAACCUGAGUACCAGAAGUACCUCUAAGCUAUACUGCUGCUAUUCCUUAUCCUGCAUUUCCAGACCUCGCCACCAGGCAUCCUCAAUGUACUAAUAUUUAGGGCCAUACGCACGACAAAU